Molecule: messenger RNA, 1660 nt
Organism: Leptopilina boulardi
Lineage: Eukaryota; Metazoa; Arthropoda; Insecta; Hymenoptera; Figitidae
Exons: 8
Coding region: 105-1523 (472 amino acids)
Source: RefSeq, a predicted model, not a curated record
AUGACGGAGUUGUAUUAGUCCCGACGACAUGGAUUAUCAAUCUUGGAAACAACAAAUACGUAUGUUACUAUCCGCCUUCUGAAAAAACUUCAAAAUUGAAUCAGAUGAUCUCAAAAUUGAUAAACCCUGAUUUAACUUGGAAACAAUACGAUGUCAAGAAAUAUUUAAUAAGAACAAGUACAUUUGAAAAAGGCAAACAAAAAUUGCUUGAAGCCUUAGUUCUAUCAGAAAUUGAUAGUGACGCCAUCGAUAAUUACUCCGACAAUUAUAAAAAAUCUAGAAGUGAUCGUGCUAAAGUGAUUUCAUCAUCAACUCCUCAAGAUGAUUCUAUAAAAACCAUCAAACAAAUCGACAAAAGCGUGAGCAGCUCAGAAACGAAACGUCAAAAGCCAAAAAUAACGUAUGAAAAAAUUCUAGAGCCUCGCAUUAGUAUCCCCUUGCCUCCUGUGAAACGAAUUCGGAUUGAUGAAUCUGGCAAUGGAAAAGAUGCAACAAUAGAUGCAAGGGCAUUUGCAGCUCCAAGUUCAUUGCAAAAUUCAAAACAAAAGGUAAUUUUCUUAUCCCUGAUCUUUGUAUUAGAUUUUAUUAAAACAAAAUCCCCAGGAUCCACAAGUUACCUUUCUACAAAUGACUCCCAUACCGAGCCUCCGUCCGUCGACGAUACAUCAAGAGAUGCAAUUGUGCUUGUUACGCCAGGAUCAUUGAAUGAUUCAAAACAAACGGGUUUGACCACAGAAGAUACUGCUACUCCAAGCACAUCGUCUGAAAAUGGACAAAGAUCAAAUAAUGCCACAUCUACAUUAGCAUCUUCAGAAAAUGACAUAUCUGUCAAUGAUAAAAUUUCAAAUGCGCCUAAAACUAAAAAUGUAUCAAACUUUGGGAACAGUAUGGCAAGUUUGGAAUACCGAGAUCGAAUGUCAGGUGUUUCAUAUGAAGAGUUAUCAUUAUCAAAAUUGAAUGAAAUAAUUUUAAUUCUUAGAAGCAUGAAAAUUCAGUCUCAAAGUAGUUCGGGAACUAUUAAUGAUAGUAGAUCAUUCUUCGAUUCCCCAAAAUGCCCGAAAUUACCAAUUGGUACCAAAAAAGAUGUAAUGUCAAUAAGUAAAAAACUGGAAGACGAUAAGAAAUUAAAAAUUAAAUUGAAAAAUGCUUUAGGAUCCAUUGGUGGUAGAGAUGUCAACAAUGUUUUGGCAAAUAUAUGCAGCAAACUUUUUUCAAAUAAGGUUGCUACUUUUUACAGUUGGGCAGGAAGGAAAUCCAAGAAGUCGUUGGAGGAUACCAACUUUGCAAAUUUAAUCAUUAGAAGUGUCAAAGUAUCUUGCCCAAAUGAAGCUGAUCAUACAAUUAAGUUGAUUGGUUCUAAGUGGUUCGCACAAGCUAAAACAAGAUUGACCAGAGAGUUAGCUAAAGAAGGGGAUGACAAAGACAAUGACAAAGACAAUGGCAAAGAAGAUGGCGAAGAUGAUGGCGAAGAUGAUGGCGAAGAAUUCGAAGAAACUGAAGCUGACGAUGAAGAAGAUGCUUAAUUACAGUGUUAAUCUGAUUUAAACUUCGUCGUUUUAUUUAAAUUAUUUCUUUAUUAUCUAUUAUUUGACUACUUGUGUUACCACAAUUUAUUAUUGUAACUAUUACUAUUAUAUUUAAUUACUCUGAAUCUUGGCAA